AUGGCAUCCAAGCAGGACCUUGAAGCAGGCCCCCAAGCGAUCACCAACCCCGAGCUUCCCAACCAGGCCGAGAACGACAAAGAUCCGAACCUCGUCACCUGGAAUGGACCCGAUGACCCAGAGUUUCCCAAGAAUUGGUCAAGGGGCCUGAAGUGGAAGAACACCUGGUCGGUUUCCCUAUUUGUCUUCAUUUCACCCGUGUCCUCAUCGAUGAUUGCCCCCGCCCUGGAGGGUCUCGCCCAGUCGUUGGGGAUGCACUCGGAAAUUGAGACAUAUCUGUCGUUGAGUAUCUUCAUUCUCGCGUAUGCCAUCGGCCCCGUUUUUUUCGGGCCGGCGUCUGAACUCUACGGUCGACUGCGUUUACUCCAAGUCAGUAAUGUGUGGUAUCUGGCCUGGAAUCUGGGAUGCGGGUUCGCGAAGACCAAAGGGCAGCUUUUUGCUUUUCGUUUCCUCGCAGGUAUUGGUGGUAGUGCGCCGCUAGCUAUUGGAGGAGGAGCCAUCAGCGAUAUGUGGUCCGCAGAAGAACGGGGUAAAGCCAUGGGUGUCUAUACUCUUGGGCCACUCCUAGGACCCGUAAUCGGUCCGAUCGCUGGUGGGUUUAUUGCCGAGUAUUCAACCUGGCGCUGGGUAUUCUGGUCCACCUCCGCUGCGGCUGUCGCAGUGCAGGUAGUCGGGUUUUUCUGGCUGAAAGAAUGCCACCCGGGCACGCUCCUAAGAAGGCGCCGUGACGUUCUUGCUAAAGAGACAGGGAAUGAGAACCUUCGCACUGCAGAGAGAGUUGAGACGCUGGCUUACAAGCUUCUUCAUGCACUUGAACGACCGGUGCGGAUGUUUACGACACAGCCUAUUGUCCUCUGUAUGGGACUUUAUAUGGCCUACCUCUUCGGCGUCGCCUAUCUGGUGUUUGCAACCUUCCCGGAUAUUUGGACCGAGGUCUACCACGAGAGACCCGGAAUUGGAGGUCUCAAUUAUCUCUCCAUCGCGAUUGGAUCUUUCAUCGGGCUCUUCUUUAAUCUCAAGCUCGUGGACCGUAUCUACAGCAUUCUCAAAGCCCGGAACAAUAAUGUGGGCAAGCCCGAGUUCCGAAUGCCGUCCCUGGCUGUAGGAUCGAUCAUCAGCACCAUCGGGCUCUUCUGGUACGGCUGGAGCAUUGGCAAUACUCACUGGAUCAUGCCGAACAUCGGUGCGCUGAUCUACACGAUGGGCACCAUCUCCUGCCUACAGGGCAUGCAAACAUACAUUGUCGACAGCUACCAAACCUACGCAGCCAGCGCUAUGGCGGCCUGUGCUGUGCUUCGGAGUCUGUGCGGUUUUGGCUUCCCACUCUUCGCUCCCUAUAUGUACAACUCCCUGGGUUACGGUUGGGGCACGAGUGUGCUGGCCUUCAUCGUCAUGGUCUUCGGAUGGGGUGGGCCAUUUAUUUUCUGGAAAUUUGGGCCCCGGCUGCGGGCCAUGUCUGAAUAUGCCUCUGGCUGA
This is a messenger RNA of Aspergillus homomorphus CBS 101889, 1476 nucleotides long. RefSeq names its product MFS transporter. The transcript has 2 exons. Bases 1 to 1476 code for a protein of 491 amino acids. The record is from RefSeq and is a predicted model, not a curated record. Gene Ontology annotation, biological process: transmembrane transport. Gene Ontology annotation, molecular function: transmembrane transporter activity. NCBI's taxonomy places the organism in Eukaryota, Fungi, Ascomycota, Eurotiomycetes, Eurotiales, Aspergillaceae.